This is a messenger RNA of Parasteatoda tepidariorum (common house spider), 1098 nucleotides long. The record is from RefSeq and is a predicted model, not a curated record. Lineage: Eukaryota; Metazoa; Arthropoda; Arachnida; Araneae; Theridiidae.
AUGAAUAAGCGGUCAGUUGUUCAUGUUGUUCCAAAUGUUGAAGGAGCUGAACCAACUACCAAGACUGACUUGGAUACUUUGCUAGAGUUCUUAGAGGGAGAAGUACAGGCUGAAGAGAGAGUGAACAUGGCAUAUCAAUCCUUAGUGAGAGGUACAGAUGAUAGUGAGAAGCGAAUAAUUCCUACGAAUGGUAGAUUCCAGUUGAAGCAAAAAUUUGCUAAAUCUUCCCUAGUACCUUCUACUUCUGAAUUGCUUACUUCACCACAAGAAAAGAGAAAGUGUCUUUUUUAUUCAAAUCAACACAAUUCUUGGGAAUGUGAAUAUGCAAAAAAUGUGAGUUUAAAUGAUAGCGAAGCUGCUGUUGCAAGAUCACGUUGUUAUUUCUUAUGCUUACGACCAGGCCACAGAGAAAUAAAUUGCAGACGGAAACCAUGCUUUAAUUGUGGUAAAAAGCACAACAUACUUCUUUGCAGAGGAGUUGCGGCCUGUAAUGAAGUUCAAAACCCAGAGAGUAAAGCAACCGAAAGUGUCACUUUAGUCCUGCGCAUAAGAAAUGGAAAUAAAGACAAACUUGUGAGAGCUAUUAUUGAUACAGACUCUGAGCGAACAUAUAUUACGAGAGACGUAGUCAAAUAUUUGGGUAUAGAGAAAUGUGGAGAAAUUAAGUUAGUGCAACAAUUGUUUGGAGGUGUAUCAUCAGGUGAAAAGUGUGAUUCUCAAUAUAAAGUUACUUUAGCGAGUAUUGAUAACAAAUUUUUUUGCAAAGUACUUUGUUUAGAUCAACCAGUGAUUUGUGAUUAUGUCAAACUCAUCCCCUAUGGUCCGUGGAUGAAGGAGUUGAAUGAAUAUGGAAUAUGUGUGAAUGAUACCGAGUAUAGUUCUCUAGGAGUAUCUAAUGACGUCAAAUUAUUACUUGGAGCUGAUGUGGCCGGCAAGCUUUUCACAGGCAAUGUAAAAUGUUUGAUUGAAGGUUCUGUUGCCAUUGAGUCACAUCUAGGGUGGACUCUUAUGGGGAAGAUACCUAUAAAUGAUGCUACUGUGACGACAAAUUCUUCUCUUUCAUUGCUUUCAACUGAAUCAUCUGUGAAUCAACUGUGA